GUUGUGCUGCUGCUAAUUGAUAGUAGAGCUGACGUCAGCGCUGAGGGUGGAGCACUUGGUCUAUCUCCUCAUGGUACUGCGCUCGCAGCUGCUUUAUUUCGAGGUCAUCAAGACAUUAUGGAGCUUUUGCUCGAUCGUGGAGCAGACGUUAAUCAGAUUGUUUUGCGCUACAGUACAGCUCUAGGGGCUGCUUUAAUAAAGGGACAUAAGGAUGUAGUUAGUUACCUGCUCCUUAAGAGUGCGGAUAUCUACAGAGAAGGUAGCUAUUUUACAAAUGCAAUCACGGCCGCUGCUUAG
Molecule: messenger RNA, 297 nt
Organism: Didymella exigua CBS 183.55
Lineage: Eukaryota; Fungi; Ascomycota; Dothideomycetes; Pleosporales; Didymellaceae
Exons: 1
Biological process (GO): innate immune response
Cellular component (GO): cytoplasm
Molecular function (GO): protein binding
Source: RefSeq, a predicted model, not a curated record